AUGAGCAUGACCACUCAGCUGGUUGUAAAGGCCGUCGGCGGGCGAGCGGCAGGCGAGGUCGACCUGGCAGCGCUAGUGCAGGCCUCCCUUGUCCAGCUCUUCGGAUCCAUCGGAGGCGCCAUCCCCCUGGAGUUUGAGAGCAUCACCUCUGGCAGCGGCGCGGAAGGGGUGGUCACCGUGGACAAGCGGGACGAGGCCAAGCUGCGCUCAGCGCUGGCACUGGUGUCCAGCUACGGAGGGAAGUCGCUGCGGCUGGAAGUGACGGAGGCGGACGCGGCGGGUGGCAGCAGAUAG
Molecule: messenger RNA, 294 nt
Organism: Chlorella variabilis
Lineage: Eukaryota; Viridiplantae; Chlorophyta; Trebouxiophyceae; Chlorellales; Chlorellaceae
Product: expressed protein
Exons: 3
Coding region: 1-294 (97 amino acids)
Source: RefSeq, a predicted model, not a curated record